UGUAUGUUGGAGAAAGCUAGGUAUAGGUAUGUUUAAUAUGAAAUAUAUAUGAGCGGAUUUUAUAUAACAGAUAUGUAAAGUUCAGAAACUUUUAAAUCUGAUAUAUAAAGGAGAAAAGUCUUUGAUUUUGAAAUUCACUGGAAAUUUUUUGUGAAAAUAUUCGAUGUGAACAUGGAGAAGAGAAUACAGUCUCAAGAAAAACUCUUUCCUUGUGGAACUUGUGGAAAAUCUUUUAGUGAAAAGAGGAAUUUGAAAACACACCUAAAAAUACAUACUGGUGUAAAACCUUAUCAUUGUGAAAUUUGUGGGAAGUCUUUUUGUAGGAGUGAUCACUUAGAAAGGCACAUUAAAAUUCAUACAGGAGAUAGGCCAUACUGCUGUAAAAAUUGUGGGAAGUGUUUUAUUGAAAAUUGCAAUUUGAAAAAGCAUGAGAAGGUGCAUAAUGGAGAAGAAGUGUUUCUUGAAGUUUUUGGACCAUCAUUCGAUGAAAUUAGUGACUUAAAUGUGGAUCAGAAGCUUGAUAUUAAUGAUGGUUGUUUUGAUUGUAAAAUGUGCGGAAAAUCUUUCACUGAAAGUCGGGCUUUGAAAACACAUGAAGCAUUACACUGCGGAAAGAAGCCUUUUGAUUGUAAAAUGUGCGGAAAUUCUUUCACUGAAAGUUGGUCUUUGAAAACACAUGAAGCAUUACACUGCCGAGUGAAGCCGUUUGAGUGUAAAAUGUGCGGAAAUUCUUUCACUGAAAGUCGGUCUUUGAAAACACAUGAAGCUUUACAUUGCGGAAAGAAGGCUUUUGAUUGUAAAAUGUGCGGAAAUUCUUUCACUGAAAGUCGGUCUUUGAAAACACAUGAAGCAUUACACUGCGGAAAGAAGCCUUUUGAUUGUAAAAUGUGCGGAAAUUCUUUCACUGAAAGUUGGUCUUUGAAAACACAUGAAGCAUUACACUGCCGAGUGAAGCCGUUUGAGUGUAAAAUGUGCGGAAAUUCUUUCACUGAAAGUCGGUCUUUGAAAACACAUGAAGCUUUACAUUGCGGAAAGAAGGCUUUUGAUUGUAAAAUGUGCGGAAAUUCUUUCACUGAAAGUCGGUCUUUGAAAAUGCAUGAAGCUUUACACUGCAGAGAGAAGCCGUUUGAUUGUGAUAUAUGUGGGAAAUCUUUUAAGCUGUAUACCAGUUUAAUAUCACAUGGAACGGUACAUACCGGGGAAAAAUACUUUCAUUGUGAGGUGUGUGGUAAGUCGUUCAGUGAAAUUAAAAGCUUAAAAAUACACGAGAAAAUCCAUGAUGGGGAAAAGCAAUAUUACUGUGAAAUUUGCGGAAAAUCAUUUCUUCGGAAAUACCACUUGAAAAGCCAUAUAAGUACACACACGGGGGAAAGGCCGUAUCGUUGUGAGGUGUGUGAGAAAAGUUUCCUGCGAAAUAGCCAUUUAAAAAGACAUCGUACGACGCAUACCGGGGAGAAGCCAUUCAACUGUGAAAUAUGUGGAAAAUGUUUUUUCCGCAGUAGUCACUUGGAACGGCAUAUAAGGACACAUACGGGAGAAAAACCGUUCCGCUGCGAAAUUUGCGGAAAAUCUUUCACCGAGAAAUGUAGCUUGAAAAGUCAUACGGAACGACACAGCAAGGAUAAACUUUAUCUCUGUCAAGUGUGCGGAAAGGCCUUUAAUGUCAAGAAUCAUUUAAAAGCACAUAUAAAAAUGCAUACGGGAUAAAAUAAUUUCCACUGUGGAAUUUGUGGUAAAACAGCGAAAAUAUUUAAUAAGGCUGUGAGGAAAAAGACUACAGGCUAGAGAAAAAAAUGUCUCCUUGUGAAACGUGGAAAAUCUUUCCAUAAGAGUGACCACUUAGAAAUGCACCUUAACCCUUUCGGUUAAUCCUGGCCCAAAUAUUCUCCCUGUUAUAUCCAAACAGGCCAGGUCUGGCCCCUCAUAUCUAUUCUACAAUGUCAGUAUGAAAAAUAAACAAUCACAUCAUCGAAAUGUCAGAGGUAUGGCGCAAUUUAUCAAUUCAAAACCCAAUGCAUUUGAUAAAGUAAUCAGAAUGCUAAAAGGAGAGAAGCUACAUCAUUGUGAAAAAUGAAGAAAGUCUUUAAUUAAAAAUUUCAGUUUAAACAUCAUCCAUUAAUGAUGAUGAUGAUGAUGAAGAAUCACAUGAAUACACCAAAUUUGAGAUCAAUUGGAACAAAAUAAAAGGAAUUGAAAAGUGAAGACCAAACGCACAAUAUUCGCCCUCCACCAUUUCCAUGCUAGCACUGGUCAUACAAAAUUUGUUGAGGCAGAUUUUCUAAGCCUGGAUGCUCUUCCCGUUGCUAACCCGCUUCUGUUUCCGAGCAAGGUAACAAUACCCCGUGACUAGAUGUUUUUGUGGCAGAUUGACUAUGACUAACACAACUAUCACCUGAUGUCAAGUCAGAGACACACACACAUAUAUAUACAUACUUACAUACACGAUAGGCUUCUUUCAGUUUCUGUCUACCAAAUCGGUUCUCAAGGCUUUGAUUAAUCUGGGGCUAUAGUGGAAAAAAAAAAAAAAAAAAACUUGCCCGAGUUGCUGUGUAGUGAGAUUGAACUCAAAAC
Messenger RNA from Octopus sinensis (East Asian common octopus), 2571 nucleotides. Its product is annotated as gastrula zinc finger protein XlCGF26.1-like. Bases 172 to 1707 code for a protein of 511 amino acids. Lineage: Eukaryota; Metazoa; Mollusca; Cephalopoda; Octopoda; Octopodidae. Gene Ontology annotation, biological process: regulation of DNA-templated transcription. The transcript is spliced from 3 exons. Gene Ontology annotation, molecular function: DNA-binding transcription factor activity, RNA polymerase II-specific; RNA polymerase II cis-regulatory region sequence-specific DNA binding. The record is from RefSeq and is a predicted model, not a curated record.